This is a messenger RNA of Cheilinus undulatus (humphead wrasse), 2677 nucleotides long. RefSeq names its product rho guanine nucleotide exchange factor 33. The record is from RefSeq and is a predicted model, not a curated record. NCBI's taxonomy places the organism in Eukaryota, Metazoa, Chordata, Actinopteri, Labriformes, Labridae. Bases 287 to 2317 code for a protein of 676 amino acids. Gene Ontology annotation, molecular function: guanyl-nucleotide exchange factor activity. The transcript is spliced from 15 exons.
ACAGAGCAGCGCGGAAACACCGCAAUUAAUCACCGCAAAUGAAUGGAAAACCAGCUAUUUUUCUGCGCAAAAGAAGUGAAUCUGGAGACUCUAGUUGUGCUCUUUUUCUGGAAUGAGUUACCGGUCUGUGGAUGCAUGCAGAAGUGACACUGGAAAGCUUUAACUGAGACCUAUAAGGAGAGAUCUUGGCUCCUGCAGCCGUUUCCCCUGCAGGGCUGAGCUCUUUGGCUGGCUCGUCACUUCCUCAGCAGAGGGGCUGCUGGCAGGGUCCACAUCAGAGCAGGUCAUGAAGCCCCAAGAGGCCGAGCUGGUUACUGAAAUCUCAAAGUUACAAUGCAUGGUGUCGGAGCUGAAGACGGGCUUCACCAGCGCUCUGCUGGAGCUCAGUCAGAUCCAGCAUGGAGACACGUACCUGAGGGAGGAGCUGGAGGAGAACCGGAGGAGCUGCCAGAAGAAAGCGGUCCGUCUGGAGGGGCUGGUGGAGGCGCUGAGGGAGGAACUUGGAGUGAUGCAGUGUCAGAUCUUACAGCUGUACAGUCACAAACAGAGACCUCUGCAGGAGGGAAAGAGCUCCACACCCAAACACAGAGAAAGCAGUGAUCCAGCAGAGCCGUCCUGUGAUCGUAGCCAGUGCGAGUGUCCGUCUGCUCCGUCCACCUGUCUGUCCAGAGGAAAACUACUCCUUCACUGUUUCCUUCAGGGACUUAAAGCCGGACUGAGUGAAGGCACAGAUGCUCGACAUCAGGUGGCGAUGCAGCUUCUUCACUCUGAGUGGGAGUACGUUUCGACUUUAAACCAGCUGUACGACAAAUACAAGACUCUGCCUGCUCACCAGACGACUGCAGAGCCGUAUCAGACGUACCUGAAGUUUGUGGAGCAGCUGCUGCAGCGACAUCUUCUCUUCAGAAACACGCUGCAGGAGCGAUUAUCUGCAGAACACUGGAAAUCUCUGGUUGGAGACAUCCUGGUGCAGCUCAUCGGCCAGAACGAUACAGCGUUUUCAGACAUGUACCUCGGAUACACGACGACCCUGGCUUCUUUUCUCUCACUGGAGUUCAACAGACUGAAUCAUCCUGAGAAGAGCAGCAAAACACAGAGUCGACAGAUGGAGAGAGAGGAAAUGAAACUGCUCUCUCUGCUGUUGGCACCUGUCUCUCGAGUCCACAGCUACCUGAGCCACAUCCAGAAUUUGUUGCAGUGGACGGGUAAAGAGCAUCCUGACUGCAGCCUCCUGCUGGGAACCGAGCGAGCGCUGAGGAGCGUUUUGUCUCAGUGUCACGUGAUCCUGGAGGAAGACGUCCGAUGGGACGAAGGAGAAGGAGCUGGGCAAAGCUGCUCUGAUGCAGCGGCUGCUGGAUCGUCUGCAAACUGCUGCAGGAGGAGCCAACAGACCAGAGAGUCACAGCAGGAGUCCAGCGCUGCAGCUCAGAGAGACCACCAGCCGACCGCCGGCCUCACUAACGGUGUCGACAGCUGCCACGCCAUGCGUCUGGAGUGCUGGUCCUGCAGCCCGGUGAGGAGGAAGGGCUGUGGAAGAGACCGGAGCGUCCAGAACCAGCCAGCCCGGGACUGUGGACACGCUUACUGCUCCCUCCUCACCCCGGACGCCACCGGGUGGGGGGAGAACAGCGACUCAGGCCAGGGCACCUACAGCCAGCCCACCGGGAAGGGAACCAACGAGUUAGAGGGACCCCGCACCAACCACAGCCUGGAGGACUGCGACACGGACCCUGACGACACCUCGGCCUUCGACUACUCCUCGGUGACGUCCUGUAGCCCAGACGGCACGCUGCGCAGAGAGGGGAUGUGCAGCAACAGCGGGGAGGAGGAGGAGGAGGACAGCCAGGUCCCGGUGCUGUUGAAGCCCUCGUACUCCCAGCAGCAGCAGAGGGAGGCCCCCCGAGAGAGGGCGGUCUGUCUGAGGUGGCAGAUCCCCAGACUGACCCCCCACCCUCCUCUGAGGAACACAGCGGGGACAUGUGCAGACGGGCCCACGCCGUGUAUCGUCAGCUCCUAUGGGAAGAGGCUGGUCAGCGUCAGGAAGGGGUCGCCUCCUCUUCAUCCAAAAAGUGCCUUCCGGCCAAUCUGGGACGACCCGUCAAAACAGGCGGAUUCAGCUCCAGAGAGAGACAACAGACAGGGCUUCAUCCCCAUUCCAGGAGCAGCCAGACAAAGCUUUCAGAACUUCAACCCCAGCAGAGAAAACCUGAGACCGGGCCUGUCACAGCAGCGAGGCGCCAACCACACAGCAGCGAUGAACAGUGGAGGAUUAUGGGACGACAGCGAGGACAGCGAGGGACCCUGCAGCACUGUUUGAGGACCCUCUCUAAAAAACUCUUCCACAUUAGACUUUGACAUAAUCCAUUAGAUUAUUUUACAUCUAUUUUAAAGUAAAAGACUCCUGGAUCAACGUUCAAGCAUGAAUGAUAAAUCAGUAAAAAGAAAGGGAGAUUUUAUUCCCUAUAAAUCUGAACCUAAAUCAUAAACUAAGCAUUUGUUAAUUGGAUCACACAGAUUACCUUUUUACUGGUGGAAUAAAAACAUGGGUUUAUUUUGGAAGUUAUGGAAAAAUACUCAGGAACUAUUGCAUCCUCUUCUUAGUGAAAUAUUGAAUUUUUAACUUCUCUACAGAACCGCUUUGGUUACUCAGCAAAAUAAGAUCUCCAGAGACCUGUAA